AUGGCUGAAGGUGUUUUCCAAGGUGCUAUCGGUAUCGAUUUAGGUACAACCUACUCUUGUGUUGCUACUUACGAAUCCUCCGUUGAAAUUAUUGCCAACGAACAAGGUAACAGAGUCACCCCAUCUUUUGUUGCUUUCACUCCAGAAGAAAGAUUGAUUGGUGAUGCUGCCAAGAACCAAGCUGCUUUGAACCCAAGAAACACUGUUUUCGAUGCUAAGCGUUUGAUUGGUAGAAGAUUCGACGACGAGUCUGUUCAAAAGGACAUGAAGACCUGGCCUUUCAAGGUUAUCGAUGUUGACGGUAACCCAGUCAUUGAAGUUCAAUACUUGGAAGAAACUAAAACUUUCUCCCCACAAGAAAUUUCCGCUAUGGUUUUGACCAAGAUGAAGGAAAUCGCUGAAGCCAAGAUUGGUAAGAAGGUUGAAAAAGCUGUCAUUACCGUCCCAGCUUACUUUAACGAUGCCCAAAGACAAGCUACCAAGGAUGCUGGUGCCAUUUCUGGUUUGAACGUUUUGCGUAUCAUCAACGAACCUACUGCCGCUGCUAUUGCUUACGGUCUAGGUGCUGGUAAGUCCGAAAAGGAAAGACACGUUUUGAUUUUCGAUUUGGGUGGUGGUACUUUCGAUGUUUCCUUAUUGCACAUUGCUGGUGGUGUUUACACUGUUAAAUCUACUUCCGGUAACACCCAUUUGGGUGGUCAAGAUUUCGACACCAACUUGUUGGAACACUUCAAGGCCGAAUUCAAGAAGAAGACUGGUUUGGACAUCUCCGACGAUGCCAGAGCUUUGAGAAGAUUAAGAACCGCUGCUGAAAGAGCUAAGAGAACUUUAUCUUCUGUCACUCAAACUACCGUUGAAGUUGACUCCUUGUUCGAUGGUGAAGAUUUCGAAUCCUCUUUGACUAGAGCUAGAUUUGAAGACUUAAACGCUCCAUUGUUCAAGUCUACUUUGGAACCUGUUGAACAAGUUUUGAAGGAUGCUAAGAUCUCCAAGUCUCAAAUUGACGAAGUUGUCUUGGUUGGUGGUUCUACCAGAAUUCCAAAGGUCCAAAAGUUGUUGUCUGACUUCUUCGAUGGUAAGCAAUUGGAAAAAUCUAUUAACCCAGAUGAAGCUGUUGCAUACGGUGCUGCUGUUCAAGGUGCUAUCUUGACCGGUCAAUCCACUUCCGAUGAAACCAAAGACUUGUUGUUGCUAGAUGUUGCUCCAUUAUCUCUAGGUGUCGGUAUGCAAGGUGACAUGUUUGGUAUUGUUGUCCCAAGAAACACUACUGUUCCAACUAUCAAGAGAAGAACUUUCACCACUUGUGCUGACAACCAAACCACAGUUCAAUUCCCAGUUUACCAAGGUGAACGUGUCAAUUGUAAGGAAAACACUUUGUUGGGUGAAUUCGAUUUGAAAAACAUCCCAAUGAUGCCAGCUGGUGAACCAGUCUUGGAGGCUAUCUUCGAAGUUGAUGCUAACGGUAUCUUGAAGGUUACUGCCGUCGAAAAGUCCACCGGUAAGUCCUCUAACAUUACUAUCUCUAACGCUGUCGGUAGAUUGUCUUCUGAAGAAAUCGAAAAGAUGGUUAACCAAGCCGAAGAGUUUAAGGCUGCUGAUGAAGCUUUCGCUAAGAAGCACGAAGCCAGACAAAGAUUGGAAUCUUACGUUGCUUCCAUUGAACAAACUGUCACCGACCCAGUCUUGUCUUCUAAAUUGAAGAGAGGUUCUAAGUCCAAGAUCGAAGCUGCUUUGUCUGAUGCUUUGGCUGCUUUGCAAAUCGAAGACCCAUCUGCCGAUGAGUUGAGAAAGGCUGAAGUUGGUUUGAAGAGAGUUGUCACCAAGGCCAUGUCUUCUCGUUAA
This is a messenger RNA of Saccharomyces mikatae IFO 1815, 1842 nucleotides long. It is a transcript of the gene SSB1, whose product is annotated as Hsp70 family ATPase SSB1. Gene Ontology annotation, molecular function: heat shock protein binding; ATP-dependent protein folding chaperone; ATP hydrolysis activity. Lineage: Eukaryota; Fungi; Ascomycota; Saccharomycetes; Saccharomycetales; Saccharomycetaceae. Gene Ontology annotation, biological process: vesicle-mediated transport; cellular response to unfolded protein; protein refolding. Gene Ontology annotation, cellular component: cytoplasm; cytosol; plasma membrane. The coding region runs from base 1 to 1842 and encodes 613 amino acids. The record is from RefSeq and is a predicted model, not a curated record. The transcript has a single exon.